CUCUGGAAGCCUUUAAUGUGGCGACUGCAGGAAACGGUCUUGAUUUCUGAAUACCUAUUCUUAUUAUUAUUUCUUUCUUUUAUUAGGAAAAUAAAGCAAUCAGAAGAAAACCACACAUUAUCAGUUGAAGAAGUGACUGGAGAAACCGAGAAACCGCUGGCUGUAGCUGAGGAUACGCAAUCUUCGGUCCCGUUCCGGCGCUCCGUGUUCUCUCCCAUCUUUCUGUGGAGUCUGAUCACUAUGGGAAUGACUCAGUUAAGAAUCAUCUUCUUUAUGGGAGCCAUGAACAAGAUGGUUGAGUUCCUGGUCACCCACGGAGAGAAUCACCCCUCUGAAGAACUGGCGCAUGAGGCUGAGGAGACAGUGAGCUACUACUCGUCCAUCUUUGGCACGCUGCAGCUCUUGUGUCUGGUCACCUGUCCUCUGAUCGGAUACAUCAUGGACUGGAAGAUGAAAGAGUGUGAGGUGGAUCAGAAGACAGAACAGGGAGACAAGGAAGCUGUUGCGGUACCGAAGCGUGACAGAAAGAUCCAGAAGCUGACCAAUGCCAUGAGAGCCUUCAUCUUCACAAAUUUGCUGCUGAUUCUGUUUGGAAUCCUCUCACUCAUAGAUAACCUGCCUCUACAGAUUCUGACGUUCAUUUUGCAUACUAUGGUACGAGGUUUCAUUCACUCCUGUUGUGGAGGACUGUAUGCUGCUGUGUACCCGUCCAAUCAUUUUGGUACCCUUACUGGGCUGCAGUCUAUGAUCAGUGCCGUGGUGGCCCUGCUGCAGCAGCCCCUCUUUAUGGUUAUGGUGGGACCUCUGAAUGGAGAUGCGUACCGGAUCAACGUGGGGCUUCUGAUCCUCUCAUUUGCCGGUUUCCUGUUGCCGGGCUACUUGUACUACCAUCGCAGACAGCUUAUUCAGAUGAAGGCCAGAGGAAAAGCGAAAGGACUCACUCCUGUUGAGAAUCAAGCUCUAAACCAACCGCUAGCCAACGGACACAGCAACGGUCACGUCUUGCAAGAAGCCUAACUCAAUAACGGAUCAUCACAGGACCGUCACGGGACUUUUGACAUUUCAGCCCGCUAUGGACAAGCCUACCGUUUUUCACAUCCUUCUAUUAACACACAGCCCUUUCUUUUGUUGUAUAAGAGACAUUGGGCUGAUGGCUGCAGAAGCAGACAUCAGAUCAGUAUUGUCUUGUUUGAUGUUCAGCCGACACGUACGAGUAUUUAUAUUGAAAAUCUGGAAAUCUGCCUGCGAAACGAAUGCUAUGUUUUUAAAAGAAAUAUUUAUUGAACUGCGCACACGUUGGCUGUGAUUAAUGGACAUGAACUACCUCAGCCAAUGGAGCGGCGUCUGUCUGUUCAGCGUCUUCACCAAAGAGAAAGAUUGAUGAUUGAUUGAUUGAUUGAUUGAUUGAUUGAUUGAUUGUAUUAGUGUUUGUUUUUCUGUCUUUUGAAAACUUGAGAAACAGUCAACACAAGCAUUUCAGCUGCCACCAAAGACACUGCUAAUGGAGAUUUUUAAACUUCAGGUUCACUACAUUAUCCCCCGGUUUCACAGACAAGGCUUAAGCCUAGUCCUAGACCAAAAUGUAAGUCUGAAAUGUUUUAACUGAAAGAAACUUGCACUGACUGAUCUUAAAAUAUAUCAGUGCCUUUGUUUUGUCUUAAGAUUCACACCAGUAAUGUUUUUCCUAAGACACGUUUAUGAAAAUGACUUACAUGUCCUAACUGAACUAUGACCUAAUCCUGGCUUAGGCUAAGCCCUGUCUGUGAAACCGGGCCUAAGUGUUUAUCUCAAAGCUAAAACAUUUCAGGCAGAUUUAACAAGAUUUUUAUUAACCAACAGAAAUUAAUUUGUGUGUGUGCAUUUAGCUUUUUCUGUGCAUUUUAGUUUCAUAGACACUGAAAGGGAAAUGUAUUUUUGUAUUUCUGUAAUCGUGAGUCUUAUAUGUGCUCUGUAAAUAAUGCAACGUGUAUUCGUGUUUGCUUUUAUGUGCAGUAAGCUCGCGGGAUGGGUUGAUGUUGUUGUUGUUUUUUUUUUUUGUUUUUUUUUUAAAAGGUCAGGGUGCGGCCGUGAGGAACUGAUGGUAUGCUUACAGCAGUUUUUCUUUCAGAUGUCAAUAUGCAUUUUUUGUUUUGUGUGAGACUCCAGUGCCUUAUGUUAUUGAACGUCAAUUUCAAAUCUCACCACGAGAGAUACGGGAAACCAAAGCCAUUUGUGCAUAUAUGGAUGCAAUAAAGCCAGUGAAGAAUGUAUGAGAGGGAUAAAGUGUCCCUGUACAGAGUGCAAAAAACGUCAGAUUUGAAAUGCCAAACACAAUAAAAUAUGUAGACAUUC
This is a messenger RNA of Labeo rohita (rohu), 2331 nucleotides long. Its product is annotated as large neutral amino acids transporter small subunit 3-like. Bases 16 to 1017 code for a protein of 333 amino acids. The transcript is spliced from 8 exons. Lineage: Eukaryota; Metazoa; Chordata; Actinopteri; Cypriniformes; Cyprinidae. The record is from RefSeq and is a predicted model, not a curated record. Gene Ontology annotation, molecular function: L-amino acid transmembrane transporter activity; neutral L-amino acid transmembrane transporter activity. Gene Ontology annotation, biological process: neutral amino acid transport.